Poecile atricapillus (Black-capped chickadee) is the source of this 1537-nucleotide messenger RNA. RefSeq names its product DnaJ heat shock protein family (Hsp40) member C24 (gene DNAJC24). Lineage: Eukaryota; Metazoa; Chordata; Aves; Passeriformes; Paridae. Gene Ontology annotation, molecular function: ferrous iron binding; ATPase activator activity. The transcript has 5 exons. Gene Ontology annotation, biological process: positive regulation of ATP-dependent activity. The record is from RefSeq and is a predicted model, not a curated record. Bases 224 to 664 code for a protein of 146 amino acids.
GGACGCGUCGGGCCCGGGCGGGCCGCGCUUCCUGCCGGUGCGGCGCCAUUACCGCCCGGCUGGAAACAGCCGAGGCGCCGCGCGCGCUGCGGGCCCCGCCGAGCUGAAGGGCCUGAGGCGGCACGGGGGAGAGGAGGCUGUUUCCCGGCGGACGAGUUAGGCGGGGCACUGCCAUGGACGGUGAGGGCAGUGCUAAGGAAGUGAUUUCAAAGCCAGUCAGGCCAUGGCCUUUGAAAGGAUAAACCAGAAGGACUGGUACAAGGUCCUGGGGGCCAAACCAUCGGACAGCCCAGCAGAACUGAAAAGGCAAUACCAAAAACUUGCUUUGUUGUAUCAUCCCGACAAACAGGAGGCAGAUGUGCCAGCAGGAGAAGCGGAGGAGCGCGUGCAGCGGUUCAUCGAAAUUGAUCAAGCGUGGAAAAUUCUAGGGAACGAGGAGACAAAAAAAGAGUAUGACCUGCAGCGGCGUGAAGAUAACCUGACAAAAGAAGGGCCACUUCAUGCACAGAUUUAUCUUGAGGAGAUGUCCUGGAAUGAAGAUGAACAACUCUACACUCUGUCCUGUCGAUGUGGUGGGAAUUACAGUGUCUUCAAGAGUGAAACCAAAGAUGUGUCUUUGGUUUGUUGCGACACAUGUUCACUUGUUAUUGAGAUCCUGCAAUGAUUGUUUCAAUGAAGCACAAUGAGUGUUACAAACUUUUCAAAAGACUGGACAAACAAGGGACAGCAUCUGCUAAAGAAAUGUAUGUUAAAGAAAAGAGGGGGCACUAUAAGAAUAAGUUCAUUCAGGCUUAAAAAUGACAAGUGCCCUUUUGCUUACACAGCUCUGCAGACAUGAGGCUUGGAUUUUCCUUCUGCAGCUGAAGAGCUCAUUAUUAAACACCUCCAUCCCAGAGCAGAGUUCUGUGGAACUGGAAUGUAUCUCCUGAUCUAAAGGUUUCUUCCCCAGCAAACAACAGAGUAGCUUCUUUCAGUUUCAGCCUGAAGCAGCUCUACCUUGGGCCCUUCCUCUUGGGUUAAAUCCUUUUAACAGCUCAGAUGACAAAAUUCAAUCAGGAGGGACAGAUGUGAGACUGCUUUGAAGAUAAUGAAGAGCAAGGUUCAGCAGUGGGAAACGGGAACAUUUUCUAUUUAUAAGCUAAAUAAUAUUUAAGUUCAUGUAAGCCUCUCAAGGACUGGAGCCUAGAAGGAGGAGGCAGAGGCUGGCAGCUGGGUGUCCCAGUGCUGAGGAGCUGGGCUGCUGGCUGUGCCCUGCCCUGUGACAGUGACAUCACCUGGGCAGCCUGGAACAGGAGCAGGCGUUGAGCUGAGGCUCUCCAUCGUCAGAACAAAUGGAGCCAUCAUUCCUGAGAGGAAAGCUAAGGAGGAAGCUGUGCUCUGACCCCACUGGGAGUGACCAGCAGAUCUGGAACCCCACUGGUGCUGUGCCCAGUGCCAGCCCCAGCACCACCUGCUGAUGGAGGGGCUGGCUCUGGCUGUGUGACAACACAAUAAAUGCACUGUGCCUUUUCCAUCCUCACUCAGUGCUGACCUUGGC